AUGGAUUCCAACCAAGAAGAUUUAUCGCAAAGCCCUACACCAUUUGAUCACAGACCAUGGAGAGUCAUUGCAGGUCCUGACCCAGCCAAUCGAACCGUUUUCCUCGCUCACCCGAGUAGCUUAUUCGAAAGAGAAUCAACACCAACCUGGAUCGAGCUCGAAAACAAAACCAUCGACUGCACCAAGUUCGAUGCAUGCGUCGUUUCUUGCGCUGUUGUUUUCCUCUACUGUGGUGUGUACGCAGGACCCGACGGAGAGGGUGAAACUUAUACCUCCCUGGCAAGAGAACCAAUGGAUCCAUCCAUGGAUGCCUCACUCGCUCCAGCUCCAGCUCCAUGCAACCCAGAGCUACACAGCAAACCCAUCCUCUUCCACACCCAAGUCUACCUAUUCGCGCGUGAAUACCACCUCCCAGACCUGCAAUACUACGCAGCCCGACGCAUGCACGAAGCCCUAAACCCAUUCCACAACCCCCUCGACAUCCCCCACAUUCUCGAAACGGGACUAAUCGACGCAAUCCACUGCGUUUUCACCACCAUCCCACCCCCCGAAACCCCCAACGAGGCUGACCCGGUCUACAACAUCCUUUUGAAAUUUGUAUCCACCAACUCCGCACAGCUAACGCCCUGGUUUGAGGAAUUCGCAAAUGGAUGUCCGCAGAUCAUGAUCGCGCUUAUCCGCCAGAUGUCUGAGCUGAUGACUCUGUGGCGGAGUGAUCGCAGUGGCGGGGCGGUUGCUAGGCGUAUGCUUACUGCGCAGACUGUUCUUAAUUUGAGUGCUGGUCAGUGUGAUGUUGUUCGUCGGGGGAUAGAAGAUGGGUUGGUGGAUCUUUCGCGGGAGAGGCUUUGGGGGAUCUUGGAUCAGGCUUCUACGAGGCUUGGGAUUACGGAGGCGGAGAUGGAUGCGUUUAUGGGUCAGGAGUUUGAGGAUGAUCUUGAUGAUCUUGAAGAUGAUGAAGAUGAAGAGGAUAUCGAUUCGGAUUAA
Molecule: messenger RNA, 984 nt
Organism: Penicillium paradoxum
Lineage: Eukaryota; Fungi; Ascomycota; Eurotiomycetes; Eurotiales; Aspergillaceae
Exons: 3
Coding region: 1-984 (327 amino acids)
Source: RefSeq, a predicted model, not a curated record